GUCAGAUUUGUUGUUGAGUGCUGAGUGGUUGUGUAUUACACUUGGCACAGUUUGAAAAUCAGUGACAGAAUGUUGGUCUUAACGUAAAUUAUAAAUAAAAAUAAAUAUUAUAUAUAGUUGCAAUAGUUAUUGCUGUGCACUAACUACACACGAUGGCGUUUGGUCCCAAAGCUCAUACAGCGUAAUACCAUACAAGCUGUCUAAAGCACGCCACAAAAAUUGAGUCAUGGAACCACAACCAUAUGUUUCGUGCAUCAAAGUUAACGGAGUACCUAUUCUUCCUCCUCUGAUGACGGACGACAUCAGGUCAGAAGUAAAUUAUUAUAAACAGCUAGCUAUUGCAAUAGAAAAGAGAUUGAAAAUAUUAAAAAUUACACAAAAGGCUGAACCAGAUGAAUGUACAAAAGACAGUAUGCAAAACUGUAAAUCUUCAGAUAGUAAAGUUUUAAGAGGAUCUCCUUAUGGUUCUGCAACUGAAGAUUCUUGUUACACCGAGACUGAGUCAAGCACAGUGGAAUCCGUACAAAAUAUUGAAACUGUUAUCAAUUUGCGGAGUAGGGAAUGUUCACAAGAUCUUGACCUUCGCAGUGUGGGUACAAGCUGCAAUGAAUCUUCAUCAGGAAUAAUCAAUCAAUCCUUUGAGUCAGUGGAUAACAAUGAAAGUAAAUGUAAAGUUGAGAAACUCCUUGUCACCAGCACAUGUUCAGACAUGAUCACUGCCAGUACGGACUUGAAUCAAUACCUACAAGUAUCACCACCUGUCCAAGUGAACACUGAAACUUCGCCUGAGCUUAUGAAACCUCGAGUACCCAAGACAUUAGAUAUUAUACCGAUAACUGUAGAAGUCCCCAACCGUGAAACUGAGAGCUAUUUGUCCGCUGAUAUGUCCAGAACAGACACACCACCUCAACUAGUAAGGCAAGGUUCAUACAUUUUAGAUGCUCCAAGUCCAAUGUUAUUGGCUCAUUUGCAAACAGAACUAGCAAGUCCUGGCUAUGUUCCAACGACACCAACUACCUCAAUGAAACGCAAAGAAUGGAACAUAUCACAAGCAAGAAGUGAAUGGGAGAAUCAAAUAAAGAAUGCAGAAUUUGUCAUCCCAAAAAAUUCUAAGAGUCAUUUUAAUCAGCCAAAAUGUAGAAGAAACAGUAUGUGUACCGUGAAUAAUCAAAAGAUGUCCAUACCGCAUGCCAGAAAUAAUUCACCUCUUGAAUCACAUCGGUCGGCUAGGUCUGUGGACUGCAUACAAACUAUGUUGGCUAAAGAAUCAAUGUGUAGAUCAUCAAACCAAAUUCAGUAUAAUCAGAAAGACAGCAGUAAGACCAGCUCUCCAAUGAAAAGUAACAAUCCUCACAAACGAAAAUUGGGUAGAAACGUACCCUUUCUAAACUUAGUCAAUAGACUUGGAGGCUCCAUGGAUGAUCUGACGUUCUUUGGCGGUCAAUAUUAUCGAGUAAUGGAUGUAAAAAAUAGUCAACUUCGAUCAAUGAUGAGUGAGGCUAAGCUAAGUGGGCAGAGUCCAUCCAGAUCUGAAGCUACGUCUGAAAAAGUAGUUAUUAUUUUUAAAGAAAUACAGAGAAAACAUGAAGAGCAAAUGGCAAACCUCAUAGCCAAGCAACAAAAAGAGCAAAUGAAUAUGCAAAAGGAAUUUGAAAAACAACAAGUCCUUUUGUUGAGUCAAAUAAAAAAAACAUUUCCAUUUGUUUCAAUACCACAAGCUAUCCACUCAACUAUGGGUGUUUUUACUGAUGUACCAAGUGGUCACACCAAUAUUCCAAACAUAGAUUUGGAUUCUCGAAAAAGACGGAAUACUGUAGAUUCUUCCAUUAUCGACGAUUCAUCUACCAAUGUCAAAUGUCCCCUUGAUUAUAUUUUUCCUCUUGCUAAAGACUGUGAUAUUGCAUCUUGUAACAAUGAAAGCAUGCAGUUGAAUAAAAAAACAUUAGAUGUCAAUAUAUUGAGAAGUAAUGAAAUUACCUCUGAAGAGAAUACUCCGGUGGAAAGAUCUGGGGAAUUUGCAGACAUAUAUUCAAAUGUUAGCCGAGAAUUAUUCCCACUUGAUAGUAAUACUAUCCAAGUUCCAGUUCCAGUCAACACUUUGUACACCGCAAAUCAUAUAAAAGCUUCAACCAUAAUAAAUGCUUAUGCAAGAGGAUAUUUGAUACGCAGAUUAAUGAAAACCGAGCGUGUUAUUGCUUUGAAGAGUAUAUAUAAAGAAGCUUUGCAUUGCAUGCUGAAGCUUCAUGUGGACGCACCGCUCAAUUUACCUGAAUUAAACUUUCAUCAACGGCUUCAGUUACAAUGUGACGCAGCCUCAAUGAACAUAACUGAGCUGUUUGCUCAAAGUCCCGAGGAACGGAUGCAAGUUAUAUCACAAGAUCGAGAGAUCAAACGCUCGCGUACAGAAAGACCCUGCUCUGCCCAUUCCUACUCAUUUGCGACCCAGCGGACUCUUGCCCGGAAAAAACUAAAGGAAGUAGGACAUCAUCCAUUGUCACCAGUCAGUAGACCCUGUUCGGUACGAAGCCGAUGUCAAACAUGGGGCUCUAAUUCUAGGGAGAAACGUACGCAUAAUAUCUAUCAUGGAAUUAAGCGAAGUACUAGUGCAGGAACAGUGCGCAAACCAUGGAGAUGAAACACUAUCUUGGUGCCUUUAAAUAUUAAAAAAAUAUUUUUUUGUACGAAAUUUUGUACCGCUAAGUAUAAUUCCGCACAGUGCCUUGCCAUUAUUUGAUUUGUAAUAAAUGCAAUUUUCAGCUAGUA
Athalia rosae (coleseed sawfly) is the source of this 2763-nucleotide messenger RNA. RefSeq lists its product as uncharacterized. Gene Ontology annotation, cellular component: centriole. Gene Ontology annotation, molecular function: protein binding. The coding region runs from base 227 to 2635 and encodes 802 amino acids. NCBI's taxonomy places the organism in Eukaryota, Metazoa, Arthropoda, Insecta, Hymenoptera, Athaliidae. The record is from RefSeq and is a predicted model, not a curated record. Gene Ontology annotation, biological process: regulation of cytokinesis; centriole replication; centrosome duplication. The transcript has 7 exons.